ACAAUAUUAUCUUGUACAGUAAUACAUAAAUCAUAGAAUCUACUCUAUACAAUGUAAUAGUCUAUAAUGAACAUAGUAUUAUUAUUAAAGAAUAGAGAUCAUCAACCAUCGUUAAAAAAUUUGUCAUUCGUGUGAUUAGUAAAAUAGUAGAAUUAUUAGAGGUGUACAACAGAGAAAUAAUAAUCAUUAAGAAGUAAAUAUUAUUCCAAUUCCCAAAUUUAGAUUUUGCGUUUACAUUUGGGUUAUUCGAAUAAUUUUACUCGUAAUCCUAGACAAUUCAAAUCUAGAAUAAUUUGAACAAUCCACUUGUAGAUAUUAUACAUUUAUUUUUGUUUAUGAUUGAUUAUGGCGUUGUGUGUGGCUGUAGUCAGCAAAGAGAACGCACCAAAAUAUGUAACUUCACUGAACCCAGAAGAUGAACUACAAAUUCAGUAUGAAAUACAUUCAUCAAUUGACUUUGUUGAAGAAAAAUUGAAAACUGGUAAAAAGGAUAUGCGAGAUUUAUAUUUAGGACUAUUGUACUCUACAGAAGAUCAUAAAGUUUAUGGAUAUGUGACAAAUACUAAAGUAAAGUUUUUUGUUGUGAUAGAUUCUAGCAACUUGUUAUUAAGAGAUAAUGAAAUACGUUUUAUGUUUCGAAAAUUACAUACUGCUUAUACCGAUUUAAUGUGUAAUCCAUUUUACAUCCCUGGAGAUUAUAUUACAUCUGAGAAUUUCAACAAAGUUGCCAGAGGUAUAUUAACUGGAAACUCAUAAGUAAAUAAAUCAUUUUAAUUGAUUUAUAAUUUAUUCUUAAUAAUUAAUAAAUUAUGUUUGGUACUUAUGAAGUUAUGAAUAAUAAACAUUUUUUAAAUUGAAAUAAUGUACGAAUAUUUAUUUUAUAAUGCAACUUUAUUUUUAUUUUUUACUUAAUAAAUAUAUAUCUUAUAGUUGUUAAUAUAGUUUUACGUAAUUGUUUUGUUUUUAUUCGUAUAUAUUUUAGAAUAAAAAUAAUUUAAAAAUUAAAUUCUUAAUUUCUUAA
Molecule: messenger RNA, 1021 nt
Organism: Aphis gossypii (cotton aphid)
Lineage: Eukaryota; Metazoa; Arthropoda; Insecta; Hemiptera; Aphididae
Product: trafficking protein particle complex subunit 2-like protein
Exons: 5
Coding region: 346-756 (136 amino acids)
Biological process (GO): endoplasmic reticulum to Golgi vesicle-mediated transport
Cellular component (GO): cytoplasm; nucleus; TRAPP complex
Source: RefSeq, a predicted model, not a curated record